This is a messenger RNA of Letharia columbiana, 2232 nucleotides long. RefSeq lists its product as uncharacterized. The record is from RefSeq and is a predicted model, not a curated record. Bases 1 to 2232 code for a protein of 743 amino acids. Lineage: Eukaryota; Fungi; Ascomycota; Lecanoromycetes; Lecanorales; Parmeliaceae. The transcript has 6 exons.
AUGAAACUCACCAACUUCAUCUCCUUACUGUUGGUCUUUCUUGGUCAACUCAACCUUAUCAACGGAGGGCAGGUUGCUCUUCGACCUCGACCGAAGACACCGUUACUGUCCAGAUCGAUUCCGACCAAUGGCUCGAUCUUCGACCCCACGGACGAGGAGUCCUUCUACACGGUUGGGGACGAUCCGAAGACCGUCAUCAAAUCAAUCCAUCAAGCUUCGAAGCGCAAAUAUGUGAAUUUUGAGAGAUUCGAAGACUACCUGCGGCCCCAAGAGAGACUCUGCACGCCCUCGGCGGAUAACAAAACCACAGUACUGACUUUCCCUCUGGAUCGUGCGCUCUAUCUUGCCGCUCGCGAGAGAUGGGCGGGGGAAACGAGGCUCGUUUUCAUCGGUCACGACCCUUCUUGUUACGCUCCGGAAGAGGAGCGAUCUUCGUUCAAGUCAUUGUCUAUUGCAUUCGACGAUGCUUCACAGACCAUCCGGGUCAUUGGCAAACCCUUGCGUUUCGGAGACAGGCACUUUCCUGCGCCUACUGAACUAAUUGUUGGCAGGGCACCCCGAGAUGUCGUUCUGACUUCUCGUAUGACAAGUAAACAGGACCGUCGGCCGCAUUGGGGGAAUGCUCUCAAGUGUCUCAAACACCUAAAGAGGUGCAUCAUCAAACACCUUAAUCUUGAUUUCGAUAGCCCAGACAAACACAUCAGUUUUGACAGCGAAGAAAACGAGCCGCGCAAGAAGUAUUGGCCACCAGACAAAUUAAAAGAGGACACAGGGGUCCCCGAAUUAUUUGAGUUAUACUGCCUGGAAUGUAGGACCACCGGUGGGGUUGACCAGGAGUUUCAUAUCAUUUUCAAUCCGGUCAGUGGGUCUGACGACGACGAUGAGAACGACGAUGAAAAGGAUGAUGACGACCAUCACCAUAGCCGCCGCGAUGAUGAUGAUGAUGAUGAUGAUGAUGAUGAAGGUGACUUCCGCGAAAUGUUUAAGAACCACAUCAAGCGCGCUUUCGUCAAAUACAGCGUGAGCGAUGAAAUCAAGAUUCGGAAACAAAUCGAAAUUCUCUCGAAUGUGGGAGCGGACUUAUUCUGCAAUGUAGCCCUCGUCGGUACCGCUCCUCCUGGUACCAUGUCAUGCACCCCUGCAUACACCGGAGGAGGCCUACAGUGGGAACCGUCCUCUGCUCCGGAGGAUAAAGCUGCUCGUGCAAAGGCGACGGGCCCAAAAGAGGUUGGGGAUCCGAAGGCGGGCUCUGGCAAGACCAGUUCCUGGGGCUACUCCAUCUGGCCCAUGGACGUCGGCAUAUAUGUUUGGAUGGAUCUUGGCAUUUCGACCCAAGUCAACCUGACUCUGCCGGGGUUUGAGGCGACGAUUCCGGUCGGGUCCGAGUUCGAGAUUGAUGUAAUGGGGGGCGAAGAUGGGGGCCCCAUUCACACCACCAACUUCGACCCCAUCAUCGAGAUAUUGAAAGCAGACCUGUCCAUUCAAUCCACCGAAAUCCACUACAACAUCGCCGUCGGGCCCAAAGCUGGGAUCAACAUUGGACUUCCAAAGGGUGACCUCGGGAUCGGGUUUGGGGUUAGGCUUGACGUCGUUAGGGUUGAUAACAAGUGGUCGGAGUAUAAAAGUAAGCGGCCCCCCCCUGCCCUCUCUGUGAAAAGACUCGAAUUGAACCAUUCCCGUGCCAUCGCACUCCGCAAACCUGACCUCUAUCAAACAGACGUCACCAGUGCUUGCACCGAGCCCAAAGGCGGCGAACAGAAAGACGGCGAGCCCAAAGAGCGGGAGGAAGCGUUCGAGAACGCCUUUGGCUUUACCAUGGAUUUGAAAACGGGCAUCUACGCCUUCCUCAACCUCGCGGGCUUCUACGUCGACACGAAUUGGAUCGGUGACAAGGUGGGCAGCGACUUCUCCGGCCUCUACUGGGGGAUCAAAAGCCUCGUCGCCAAAUGCGGUGACUGUGGCGAGGAGCAGUGUCUUUCGCAAAAGAUCAACGACGUCCUCGACGUGGCGAUCGACGGCCUCGGGUUCAUCGAUUCGACGUUCCGGGUCAGUGAGUUGACGGACAGCGAUCACGUUUCGAAGGACAGUAUCCUUUCGCUCAACGACCAGAUGGUGGGAGAGGAUAUGCCUACCGGAAACCCGGACGUGGCGUGCUAUGCGAAGCCGGCGUCCGGCAUCUCUCGUCGCACAGUCUUUGGCGAUGAGGAUGUCAACGUAUGCCAACCGAAAUAA